AUGGCGGCUGGUGAGGCGGAGGGCCUGCCGCCGCCCAAGACGGACGCGCUGCUGCCCUACGGGCCCGGCUCACGGAGCAGCGCCCCUGGCAUGAUGGUGAUGAUGGGCCCCGGCGGCAUGCCGCCCGGCGGCUUCCCGCAGGGCUUCGCGCCCCCCGGCUUCCCGGGCGGCAUGCAGCUGCCGCCCGGCGUGGACGGCUCCGUCGCGAUGCGCGUGGCGGGCGGCGUGGUGCCGUACGGCGCGGCGGGGCCGCGCGCGAGCUGGGCGGCGGCGCCUUAUGGGAGCUCGGCCGGCUUUGGGGCCGGCUACCAGUGA
Monoraphidium neglectum is the source of this 315-nucleotide messenger RNA. RefSeq lists its product as hypothetical. NCBI's taxonomy places the organism in Eukaryota, Viridiplantae, Chlorophyta, Chlorophyceae, Sphaeropleales, Selenastraceae. The record is from RefSeq and is a predicted model, not a curated record. The transcript has 2 exons. Bases 1 to 315 code for a protein of 104 amino acids.